Botrytis sinoallii is the source of this 975-nucleotide messenger RNA. RefSeq lists its product as uncharacterized. NCBI's taxonomy places the organism in Eukaryota, Fungi, Ascomycota, Leotiomycetes, Helotiales, Sclerotiniaceae. The record is from RefSeq and is a predicted model, not a curated record. The coding region runs from base 1 to 975 and encodes 324 amino acids. The transcript has 2 exons.
AUGCCACCCAAAGUCGAGCUCACACGUAUGUCUCAACAGACUGGGACCAGAUGUAUGGACGAUGAUUGGACCGGAGCAAGCGAUUCAGCAAUUAGAAGAAAAUUCCAGAAUCGCUUGAACCAGAGGAUAUACCGUCAAAGACGUAAAGCUCCAUCGAAACCCCAUGAAGACCGCGAAAACGAUUCUUCAAUUGAAGCUUCACAGCUCCGAGAGCGAUCAAUCCUUGGUGAAUCCAAAAGCACACAUUCUGCGAACCCGUUAUCGAUAACGAACCUCCGUAUCGAGAAACAACCCAGCCAACUCGAGCAACCAAGCAAUUCUUCUACCUCAUCACCGGCAGAUAUAAGUAUAAAGCGAUGGACAACAGGUCGCGUGUCGAGAUACCAAGGGUUCUGUGAGAUUCGACUGAUGCUGGCCACAUUCGAGGAAGAAGCUCGUAGGAAUUAUUCGAUGGGCUCUCCACGAACAGAUCAACUUCUCACCCUCAUUCAAUUCAACGUUUUUCGCGCAUUGAUCAAAAACACGCGAACAAUAGGUUGGAACUUGGAUUGGCUGGACUGUACUAUCGAUCCUCUAUCCCCGUGGCUUAAUCUUUCCACAAAGUUUGUACCGGGAGCGCAUUGUCCUCAAGCAUUGUGUCCAACAGAGAUUCAGCGCACAAUCCCUCAUCAUCCAUGGCUAGAUCUUUGGCCAAUUCCUCAAAUGCGCGAUAACCUAUUGUUGCAUGCUGGAAUUUACGAUGAAGAUCGAUUGUGUAAUGAUCUAGUGGAAUUUGGAGGUCUCAUGAACGAACAAUCCGGCCUCAUUGUUUGGGGAGAACCGUGGGAUAUUUGGGGAUGGGAGGUUAGUGAGACUUUCUUGAAGAAUUGGGGAUGGGCUCUCAAGGGUUGUAAAGAGUUAUUGGCUUCAACAAAUGCUUGGAGGGCGAAAAGAGGAGAGGAAGCUCUUUUUUUGAAGUCUGAACAAACUACCUGA